GUUUGAAUUUGGCAUUUAGCAAUGGAGCUUCAUUCAAAAUACCAGGUUGGCCUUGCUUGCGUGCUGCUGCUCCUGCCUGCACUAUGUUUAUCACAAGGCUUCACAGACUCCAGAGCCACCUAUUAUAGUACCCCAGAUGGUUAUGGAACUCCAAGUGGAGCUUGUGGAUAUGGAGAUUACGGCAGAACUGUGAACUAUGGGAUGGUUGCAGGCGUGUCUGGCUUAUGGAGAGGCGGCGCUGGAUGCGGCGCUUGCUACCAAGUAAGGUGUAAGAACUCGAGAUUAUGCGAUAGCUACGGCACGAUGGUAGUGGCCACAGACUACGGUGCCGGAGACAGAACAGACUUCAUUAUGAGUCCAAAUGGUUUCUCAAAACUGGGACGAAACCCUAGCGCAUCGGCGGAGCUCAAGAAAUACGGCGUCGUUGACAUUGAAUACAGGAGGGUGCCCUGCACAUAUGCUGGCUACAACGUGAAGAUCAAGAUCCACGAGUCCAGCAGAUACCCAGACUAUCUUGCUCUUGUCAUUCUGUACGUGCCCGGAAUGAAAGACGUCACCGCCGUUGAGAUUUAUGACAGUUAUCGCCAUGAGUGGAAGCCAAUGAGAAGAGCGUACGGGGCAGUGUUUGAUAUAGUUGGCGCACCACGCGGACCAUUGAUGCUGAGGUUGCAAUUCAGUGGAAGAACAGGUUGGGUACAAUCUACCAAGAGUGCCAUUCCUGCAGAUUGGAAGAUUGGAACUUCUUAUGAUUCUCAAGUUCGUGUCUAAAAUGGAUAUAUGAGGAGGAUGCCACCUAAACUGUGUGGCUCCACGCAUGCAUGCAAGCUGUUUGUCGUCGUGUUUCGUAAAAGAAAUAAAUAAAUAUGUCUGCUGGAAUGAAUAAAUAAUAGGGGAUUUAUGUAUUAUAUUUUCCAUUAUUUGUGAUGGACUUAAUAUAUGAAUAAAACCUCUUCGUUGGCCCAAAAAAAAAGCACCAUGGAUUCA
Messenger RNA from Neltuma alba, 984 nucleotides. RefSeq names its product expansin-like B1. The transcript is spliced from 4 exons. Bases 22 to 768 code for a protein of 248 amino acids. NCBI's taxonomy places the organism in Eukaryota, Viridiplantae, Streptophyta, Magnoliopsida, Fabales, Fabaceae. Gene Ontology annotation, cellular component: extracellular region. The record is from RefSeq and is a predicted model, not a curated record.